Molecule: messenger RNA, 1651 nt
Organism: Paramecium pentaurelia
Lineage: Eukaryota; Ciliophora; Oligohymenophorea; Peniculida; Parameciidae
Source: the annotation of a GenBank genome assembly
AUGAAAACAGAUGAUGGUCUUAUAUUAAUUUAGAAAUAUACAUCAGAAGAUGAUUGUUUGUUUUGUUAGAAAUAUGGGAGAUUGCCAAUUAUAAAGAUAAAUUUUGCUCCACUAUUGAAUAGAGUAUAUAAAAUUGUAAAAUCAUUUUACAGGCACUUUAUACAAAAUAUUCAUAAUCUUAAUGGAAAGGUAAAAAAUUUGAAGAUUUCUUCUCAACAAAGUCAAUUUAAUGGAUAAUAUAAUUUAAAGAUAAAUUAACAUAUGGUGACCAAGAUGAGUUUUUAAAGAGGUAAAUUAUAAAAAUAUCAAUUUUAUAGAUAUUAUCCUAAGAGUGAUCAAUAAAAUAAAUUAGAUUAACUAUUGGAAUAUUAUAAAUAUCAUAAAGAUAUUCCUCGAAUGUUUUUACCAAAACUCUCAGAUUUGGCUAUUUAUUUUUAUGAGAAAAAGAAGUAUCUUUAUAUUUGUAUCUAAUUUAGAUAAUUGGAGUAUAGAAAAAUUAAAAUAAUGCUAGGUAUUCCUAUAGAUGAUGCUAGUAAUUAUACAGGUAUCUAUUCUAUAAAUUAUUAGAAUGUGAGAAAUUAAAAGAAGAGAUUAAAGUACUUAACAGUAUUACAUAAUAAACUCAAGUAUCCAGUCUUUCUCUAUUAAGAGAUAUGUUGAAAUAAAAGGGAAGUGAAGAGAUUGUAGUAAGUGAUUCUUUAAAUAUUAGAAUAUCGAUGCCACUUGGAUAACUAUGGCAAAUCAUUAAUAGACUAAAUCUUCAUAGUCAUCAAAUUUAAAAUUACUAAAGUAAUUGAUAUCUAAAAAUACUUAAUUCUAUAAACAUAAAUUAAAUACUAAUUAUACUGGAUUAAGUAAAAGAAAUACAUAGAAUUCACCUUAAUAAAACAUUCAUCUCAAAACUCUCUCUAAAGAUACUUCUUAAAAAUCUUUACUAUCCUCUCAUAAAUUAAUAAAUAAUAGCAAUGGAGAUAGUGAAUUUCAAAAGUUUUUAAAAUAGUAGAUGGUAGGAAUCAACCAUUCAAAUCCUUGUAAUCAAAAUAAUGUUAAAUCAAUAGCAAAACCUAUAUAGAUAUCUAAUUAUCAAUCUAAAUAAAAUAGUAUUCAUCAUCUUAUUAGUACAAGAAGCAUCUCAUCUGAACAGCUAAAAUUAAUUUAAUCCCAAUAAAUACUAAAACCUAACCACACUAAUAAAAUCAAUUAAUAAUCAUAACAUAAAAAAAGCUAAACUUAAACUCAUUAUACUGAAAUCAAUUCUCCAAAUAAACAUAAAAAACAAGCUUCAAAUAAAUUAUAUACUAAUAUAGGAAUAGAUUUUAAAUAAGCCUUAACUCAUACAAAAUCUACAGAUAAGUAUUUUAAAGUUUAUACUUCGUAAUCAUCAAUUCCUUUAUCAACUAAUAUCAAUAUUAACAUAAAUUAGUUAAACAUGAAUAAUCUAAAUAUUAAAUCUUCAUUUUAACAAUAUAAGGCUAUGCUCGAAAGUCCAAAAGUUAACCCCAAAAAGAAGACUUAAUCUAAUGUUGAAACCUAAAGAAUUCAUAAUGCUAGUACUUAAAAAAGUACUACUUCUUUUAAAAAAUCAUAAAUCUCAGUUUAAUAAAUAUAUGCUUAAAAAAUCAAAUAAAAACAUAAGAUUUAACAUAAAUGA